AUGAAGCUUGCUUACACAUCAUACGUGUAUCUAACACAUGUAGAUGGGGAGGACCAAUGUCGAGAGAAUAACCUCUUCUAUCAUUUUGAAUUGGAUAUUGGCAGGCCAGGGUGCCCGAAGAUCAACGUACGCGUCCCAGGCAGCCAAAUUCUUGCACCGCCGUCCCGCUCCAUUGACUUUCCACCGUAUACGCCUGCGACGGCCAAGCGCGGAUGGUACCGGCUGGUAGAAUCUAUACUUGGCUUCAAGACUGCUGUACACAUCCACAUCCACAUCAGCAGACCUCUCGUCGUCGACUUGCAUCGCGCUACCUUGACCAUCAGACCCCCACUUGACAUCUAUAGCCUUACCCACCGCACCCAUCUCCCCAGCCAAAACGCGUCGAAACUUCGAGUCCCAAGCACCAUGCCACCGCAACGGCCAACGUAUACCAGAGAGCAAAUCACGCAGUAUUUUGAUCGCAUCCAAUUACCCCAACAAGAUCGCAAGUAUGACGUCUCCGCACUGGAACCGGCGGAUGCAUUGACCUACUUGACCACACUGCAGAAAUAUCAGCUAGCAGCGGUGCCGUUUGAGAAUCUAACGCUGCACUACUCGGCCCAUCGUCAUGUCUCCCUGCACCCCGAGGAGCUCUUCAAAAAGAUGGUGACGGACAACAAUGGGCGCGGGGGCUACUGCAUGGAGAACAAUUCGCUGUUUGGCAUUGUGCUGCUCAGCCUCGGCUUCACCGUCUACGCGGCAGGUGGCCAUGUAUGUCAAGGGGAUUUUUGGUUGGGUUUGAGUCACAUGGUCAAUCUGGUCACCAUUGGAAACAGGAAGUACCAGGUCGACGUCGGGGUCGGUCCGUACGGACCCAUUGAGCCCCUGCCGUUGGAGCGCCCUGGUGGUGGCAUCUACAGGCACAUUUCCCCGGCUUCUGUUCGACUUCAAUGGCGCAGUCUGUCGGCGAAUUCGGACCCCGAGCAGCGCUACUGGGUCUAUGAGAUUCGCAACGACGAGCAGAGUGAGUGGGGAGCCUUCAAGUACGCCUUUACCGAAAUGGAGUUUUUCCCGCAGGACUUUGCGAUUAUGAAUGCGUUCCCGAGUACCAGUCCUCGGGCUUGGUUUACCAAGGUUGUUGUGGCGUCCAAGGCCAUCCUGGAUGAGAGGGGAGAGCUGGCGGGGAGAGUGAAUAUCAAUGGAAACAGUCUCAAGAUCAGGAUGGGUGCACAUGUCACAGAGAAGCUCCACUUCGAGACCGAGCAAGACAGAUUGGAUGCUUUGGAAAAGUAUUUUGGCAUCAGAUUUGGGGCAGCGGAGCGAGACGGCAUCCGUCAACUUGUGUCUGAGAUUGUGUAG
Plenodomus lingam JN3 is the source of this 1338-nucleotide messenger RNA. RefSeq lists its product as uncharacterized. Lineage: Eukaryota; Fungi; Ascomycota; Dothideomycetes; Pleosporales; Leptosphaeriaceae. The record is from RefSeq and is a predicted model, not a curated record. Gene Ontology annotation, molecular function: acetyltransferase activity.